AUGUCUUCAAGAAAGAAGAUCCUGCUGAAGGUCAUCAUUCUCGGCGACAGCGGUGUCGGCAAAACCAGCUUGAUGAACCAAUAUGUCAACAAGAAGUUCUCAGCCUCCUACAAAGCCACGAUCGGCGCCGACUUCCUCACCAAAGAAGUGCUCGUAGACGACCGCCUCGUGACCAUGCAGCUCUGGGACACAGCCGGCCAAGAACGAUUCCAGUCACUCGGCGUGGCCUUCUACCGUGGAGCAGACUGCUGCGUGCUUGUAUAUGAUGUAAACAACUCGAAAUCAUUCGACACGUUGGACUCGUGGAGGGACGAGUUCUUGAUCCAAGCUAGCCCUAUGGAUCCUGAGAGCUUCCCAUUCGUCGUACUGGGCAACAAGGUGGACAGAGAAGAGAGCGCGCGAGUCAUCAGCAGCAAGAGAGCAAUGGCCUUCUGUCAAGCGAAGGGUGGCAUACCAUAUUUCGAGACGAGUGCAAAGGAGGCCAUUAAUGUGGAGCAGGCUUUUGAGGUGAUCGCACGAAAUGCCCUCGCACAAGAAGAAUCACAAGACUUCAACCCGGACUUCCCAGAAACGAUACCCAUCAAUAUCGACAACCAGGAUCAGGGUUGCUCGUGCUGAAGGCUGACGAGUAUUGGGAGGAAGAAACCAAGCCUCGAAGUUUAUCUCGCGAGCGCUGCCUGUAUCCUGAACACACCAUUUUUCUCGCUUGCAUUUCAGACGGCGUUCGGAGCGCGAUUGACCUGUGGCGCUGAGACGUCGUGUUUUGCACAAUACCAUUUACCGCACUUUUGGAAGGAUGGGUUCGGAUGCAUGAAAAUGCGGAUUUAGUCAGAAUAGCAGUAGCAUUGAACACAGAAUGGGAAUGAUGAGUAGCCGAAUU
This is a messenger RNA of Pseudocercospora fijiensis CIRAD86, 880 nucleotides long. RefSeq lists its product as uncharacterized. Bases 1 to 618 code for a protein of 205 amino acids. Lineage: Eukaryota; Fungi; Ascomycota; Dothideomycetes; Mycosphaerellales; Mycosphaerellaceae. Gene Ontology annotation, cellular component: vacuole; fungal-type vacuole membrane; late endosome. The transcript has 4 exons. Gene Ontology annotation, molecular function: GTPase activity; GTP binding. The record is from RefSeq and is a predicted model, not a curated record. Gene Ontology annotation, biological process: regulation of vacuole fusion, non-autophagic.